Verticillium alfalfae VaMs.102 is the source of this 357-nucleotide messenger RNA. RefSeq lists its product with no specific name. The transcript has a single exon. Bases 1 to 357 code for a protein of 118 amino acids. NCBI's taxonomy places the organism in Eukaryota, Fungi, Ascomycota, Sordariomycetes, Glomerellales, Plectosphaerellaceae. The record is from RefSeq and is a predicted model, not a curated record.
AUGAGCCGGAACCUGCACCCAGAGGGCGACGGGCCGAUAUACGUCCAGCCGACUGCAGCUGCCCACGGGCCGGCUUUUGUUGCGCGUGGCACCUUUGCUCUUCCCACUGGCGACGCAUAUAUGACCGGGAUUCCGCUCAAUGGCCACGCCAUGGGAGUCAACGCGAAUUACGCCUUCGAUUUUGGGGGUCACACUGCGAGGGCCACAUCUGUUACGGCCGACAUGGAAUUAGGGACAGACGGGGUCCUGAACGACGACGGCUCAUCUCAUGUUGAGCAGAUGCACAUGCCGGGCUCUUCUUCAGGCAAUACUGUGGCUUACUUUGUGCCAAUGGAUAGGACUUGGGGCCCGUAUUGA